AGCUCAAUCAGCUGUUAUCGGCGCUGCCACAGCAACAACAAAAAGCACAGGCGUAAACAAAUCGCAUUCCGGAAUCCAAAUUACCCAUUAAAUUAUCCCCCCAAACCCCCCCGUACGACCAGCCAGCACAAUGUCCGGCAAGGACGAUCGAUCCAAGGAAAAGCGCAAGAACAUGAAGCAGUACGGCGGCCAUCAUCACAAAAAGGAGCCGGGACGUUCGACGACCACCUCCUCGGGAUCACCACCGCCGCCCACCUCCCGACGCAGCAUGGUGGAUGUGGCCGAUUCCAGUGAUGAGCCGCGAUUUCCACGACGUGGAAAUUGGCAAGCUGGAACUGGUCCUGUAACUGGUGGCGGCAGAUCCUCACUGGCACCGCAACGGAAUAGAAAUCUACUGGAUACUCUGCCCAGUGACACGGACGAUGUGGAGAAUCUGGACGGAGCACCCAUUGACGAAAGCGCCAGAGCCCAGCUGCGGGCCGGAGACUACAAGCAGAUGUCACAAUUUCCGAGUCUGGGCGGUGCCCACUUCACCUUCGGCUCGGAAAAGGAGUGGGCCAGUGUCGCCGAUGGCCAGACGAAGCUCAGCACCAAGGCGGCUGUUAGUUACUUUACUCUGAAUCUGAGCCGCUUGAAUGCCGGCCUCCAAACGAUUCCCUUUUACAAGCGCAUGGACUAUCCGUCCUCUGUUUUCACUCGCCAGCAGAUCCUGGCCCAGGAGCAGGCCGCCGAGAAGGCGGAGGUGUUGUACCAGCAGCGCAUCCUCCGCGAAUCCAAUUCGGGCAGUGCUCGGGUGCAAUCCGCCAAGGUGGCUGAGAAGCCAGUGGUGGUUGCUCCAACACCGCCAGCACCAGCUGCCGUGGAAAACGAACCGGACGAGUUGGAGGAACUCCUGGCGAUGACCAAUACCCAGAUGGACAUCGGCUCUGGGAUAGGACCCAUCACCAUGCCCAUGCCGAUGCCCAUGAUCCAGCCAGCCACUCCCUCGUCGGCGGCGAGCAAAAACGAGGUGGAACAGUGGCUGGACUCUGUUUUGGAUGAAUAAACUGAAGGAGGCAUCCUUACAAGGAGACCAUCACUUCCAAACUAUGUAGAUUUUUAAAUAAACUUGUAAUGCUUAAAUAGGCCAUUAAAAAUCACCAAGUGCUUAGCUUUAAAAACUAA
This is a messenger RNA of Drosophila ananassae, 1164 nucleotides long. RefSeq lists its product as uncharacterized. Gene Ontology annotation, biological process: negative regulation of G2/M transition of mitotic cell cycle. NCBI's taxonomy places the organism in Eukaryota, Metazoa, Arthropoda, Insecta, Diptera, Drosophilidae. The record is from RefSeq and is a predicted model, not a curated record. The transcript has 2 exons. The coding region runs from base 131 to 1045 and encodes 304 amino acids.